AUGUCAUUUGCACAGAUCGUUAUAGGACCACCAGGUUCAGGAAAAUCAACAUACUGUAAUGGUACAUCACAAUUCUUUAAUGCUAUAGGAAGACAUGGACAGAUAGUAAAUAUGGAUCCAGCUAAUGAUGCACUUCCUUAUCCAUGUGCAGUUGAUAUUAGAGACUUCAUCACAAUUGAAGAAAUCAUGCAAGAACAACAACUAGGCCCUAAUGGUGGUCUAAUGUAUGCUAUGGAGUCCCUGGACAAAUCUAUAGAUCUCUUUAUAUUACAAAUCAAAUCCUUGGUACAGGAAGAAAAAGCUUAUUUGGUAUUUGAUUGUCCAGGUCAAGUUGAGCUUUUCACCCAUCAUUCCUCACUUUUUAAAAUCUUUAAAAGAUUAGAGAAAGAACUAGAUAUGAGAUUUUGCGUAGUAAACCUUAUAGAUUGUUACUACCUAACGUCUCCUUCCCAAUAUAUUUCGAUUCUUUUACUGGCAUUGAGAUCUAUGCUUAUGAUGGAUCUACCGCAGAUCAAUGUAUUCUCUAAGAUCGAUAUGAUCAAAUCAUAUGGGGAACUUCCAUUUAAUCUUGAUUUUUACACAGAAGUACAGGAUCUGGAUUAUCUUCUACCGUAUGUAGAGAAAGAGAGUAAUAGUGUCAUGGGUAAACGUUAUGCAAAAUUAACCGAGACGAUAAGUGAAAUGGUAGCUGAUUUUAAUCUGGUUUCGUUUGAAGUACUUGCUGUGGACGAUAAAGAGAGUAUGAUCAAUUUACAAUUAUCGGUAGAUAAGGCUAAUGGCUAUAUAUUUGGGGCUUCCGAGGUUGGUGGUGAUACUGUAUGGGCAGAGGCUACUAGAGAUCAAGGUUUACGUGAGAACAAUAUCCAGGAUAGAUGGAUAGAUAAUAAAGAAUUAUACGAUAAGGCAGAGCAGAAGAGAAGGGAGGAGAUUGAAAAGGAUAGAGAGAUGCAAGAAAAAGAGAUUGAUGUGGAUAAUGAGGAUGAAUGGGAUAGGGCAUUAAAGGAUUGGGAAGAAAAGCAAGGUACAGAUUAUGUUAGGUAA
This is a messenger RNA of Maudiozyma saulgeensis, 1041 nucleotides long. The record is from the annotation of a GenBank genome assembly. Lineage: Eukaryota; Fungi; Ascomycota; Saccharomycetes; Saccharomycetales; Saccharomycetaceae.